GAGGGGCAGAGCUGAGAGAACGCUGCACAGUCACUGGGACACAGUGCUGAGGGAACCCUUUGCUGUCAGAAGGGCAGAGUUGAUCGAUUUGCAUACGGUUUAAAGGACCGCCGGGAUAGAUUGAUACGUUGCCAGAAGUACAGGGGCAGUUAUACACAACCAGAGAAACAUUGAUUUUCGAGCAUAUCCAGUGAUUGUCUGCGAGAUGGUCCGGUUGUGCGAGAGAGUCAGGCGGUAUUUGACAUUUGUUACUGGGAUCAUAGAGUGCCUAGGCUUCGCGGGGUUGCUCUAUGGAUGGCCCUCCCUUGUGUUUGUUUUGAAGAAAGAAGAGUACUUUGCUGAUCUCUGCCUCUCGUUGCAUAACACCAGCGAUUCUGGAGCGAGGAAUGUCACUGAUUGUGAUUUGCAGGAUGAACGAUUCACGCUGAUCUUCACAAUUGCCGCUUUCGUCAUGCCUGUCACUACCGUGGCCAACGGCUUCCUGCUCGACUACUUCGGUACUGUGGUCACUCGUCUCCUGGCUAUAUUCAUAUACACAACUGGUACGUUGCUGAUCACGUUUUCCGCCACUGCUUCACCCACGCUGCUGUUCCCCGCUCUCUCAUUUGUGGGAGUGGGAGGAAUCACCUUGCUCUUCACAAACAUACAGGUUGGAAAUCUAUUUGGGAGCAAAAGAUCGACUGUCAUCACGUUGUUCAACGGGGCCUUUGAUUCCUCCGCAGUCGUCUUCUUGGUGGUCAAGCUGGUGUAUGAAGCUGGUUUCUCAUUGAUGUCAAUCUUCUUGUUCAUCAGCUGCCUAAGCUUCAUCCAUGUCCUUCGCACCAUAUUCCUCUUUCCUCGGAGACACAUUCCCUACCCUCUGCCUGAAGGGUAUACUUACGGAGUAAAUUGCGCCAUGUUUCGAUGCAGCGCACUCUCAAUGAACUCUCGCCGGGAAGCGGCUGUGUCCGAGAAGGGCCAGAGGGACGAAUUGGGGGAAGGAUACGCUGUCAAUGGAAGAGAGGACACGGAAGGACACGUUAGAGUGCGAUGGAAACAGACGGAAGAAGAAGCUGCAGAUGGUGGGGCGGAGACGAAUGGACACUACAGACUGGAAUGGGGAAAAACGGGAAGACACUCCGGGGAAGGGAGGGAAGAAACGGAGGGAGACAUCGGAGAUAAUCGACAAGAGGCAGAGGGAGAUGAAAGGAAGGAAGUGAAAGGCGACGAUGAAAUGGGAAGGGUUGUUGGGGACCCCAGAAAGACAAGGAUGAAUGUUGCGGUCGAUGUAUCAGAGACUGAUGGAAAUACCGCAGAAGGGAGGAUGAAGAUGGACAAAGAGAAACUCAAAGAGCUCGAAGAGAAAAUGCGAGAGGGGACUAAAGGGGGAAUCAGAGAAAAAAACAUUGGGGUUGGAGCGGGUUCGGAUGAAAUAGAAAGUCACGAAGCGCAAAAGGAAACUGAGGGAGACCUUAGAGAAGAAAGUGGAGAGAUGGAAUCAGAAAGAGAUGACGGAUCGGUGGACAGAGUGCGAACUACGGCGGAUGGACCUGCACAGUCGACUAACGCUGGUGAUCUGCAGCCCAGUGGACCAGAAGGCUCGUUGAACAAUGAGAAAGAAGAAGGGGUCCCCACCUUCCGGAAUUGCGUCUUCUCCAGCCUCUUCCUCACGCAGCUGCUUUGGGUCUCAGUCAUUCAGCUGAGAUUAAUAUUGUUUAUCGGGACGAUAAAUCCUAUGUUGGAUUUCCUGGCGGACGGCGAUCCCGGGCAAGUCAGCAAGUUUACAAACGUCCUUGGUAUUAUCCAAUUAUGCGGCAUCUUGUGCGCGCCAUGGAAUGGGUUGAUCUUCGACCGACACAAACGGAGAAACAAGCGGUUGGACACAUCAGGCUCGGCUGUCUCUGAGAGAAUGGCGGACAUGCAAUCGGCGGUGCUGUCUCUCGCCAUUACCGUCACGUUCUCUGUCGCCUUCACGGUGUGCGCCGCCAUCCCCGUGUUGGAGGUUCAGUACCUGACCUUCAUCCUGCUAACGGUCAGCCGCGCCUUCCUGUACGGCGGACUCAGCACGUUCAUCGUCAUUACGUUCCCUCUGUGUCACUUUGGGAAAACCUUGGGGAUGACGCUGGCUCUGGCAGCCGUGGUGUCUCUGCUCCAGUAUCCCUGCUUUAUCCUCGUCAAUGGACCCUUGCUGGGGAACCCUUUAUACUUAAACAUCGCACUCAUCGCACCGGUAACAUUGAGUUAUGUCCAUCCAAUCAAUGUGUAUUUCUACUGCCGACGGGAAACCCGCAGACGGAUACUCGAAGCUACACCAGUUCCUGCCCAACAAUGAUGGAUAUCUGAUCCGGACAGGGCGG
Molecule: messenger RNA, 2336 nt
Organism: Amblyraja radiata (thorny skate)
Lineage: Eukaryota; Metazoa; Chordata; Chondrichthyes; Rajiformes; Rajidae
Product: solute carrier family 43 member 3-like
Exons: 12
Coding region: 206-2311 (701 amino acids)
Source: RefSeq, a predicted model, not a curated record